Dreissena polymorpha is the source of this 1361-nucleotide messenger RNA. Its product is annotated as peroxisomal 2,4-dienoyl-CoA reductase [(3E)-enoyl-CoA-producing]-like. The transcript has 8 exons. NCBI's taxonomy places the organism in Eukaryota, Metazoa, Mollusca, Bivalvia, Myida, Dreissenidae. Gene Ontology annotation, biological process: fatty acid catabolic process. Gene Ontology annotation, molecular function: 2,4-dienoyl-CoA reductase (NADPH) activity. The coding region runs from base 91 to 957 and encodes 288 amino acids. The record is from RefSeq and is a predicted model, not a curated record.
AUUUGACGAAAAUCACACAUUAUUUUACAGAAAUCACGUGACUGUCAUGUGACCUGUUCAUACUAAAUUUUGACUUGCAGGCCUAUCAAAAUGUCACAAACAUCUGAGAAAGAACGAUGCAUAAAUAAUUACAACUAUCUGUUCAGAAAGGACCUGCUACAGAAUAAGGUAGCAUUCAUUACUGGAGGCGGUACAGGAAUUGGCUUUACUAUUGCAGAAGUGUUGAUGCGACAUGGCUGUGAUGUGGUUAUUGCCAGUCGGAGGCUGGAGAAGGUCAAAGAAUCAGCAGCCACUCUCUCUGCAGAGACGGGCAGGAGGUGCCUGCCGCUACAGAUGGAUGUUAGGGAUCCUAAGAAAAUCCAGGCAGCAGUUUCCGAGGCAAUGAAACAGUUUGAAAAAAUCAACAUUCUUGUAAAUAAUGCUGCUGGUAAUUUUCUGAGCCCAGCUGAGGGUCUGUCAUUCAAUGCUUUCCGAACUGUGAUGGAUAUCGAUGCCUUGGGAACUUACAACGUCACAAAGGUCAUUUUCGAUGAAUAUAUGAAGAAACACGGAGGAGUCAUUGUGAACAUUACAGCCACACUGCAGGUCAGAGGUCAGGUGUUCCAGCUACAUGCAGGGGCUGCAAAGGCUGCCAUAGAGGCAAUGACCAGGCAUCUGGCUGUAGAAUGGGGUGAGAAAGGGAUCCGGAUCAUGUGUGUGGCUCCUGGGCCUAUAGAGCAGACAGAGGGAUUUAGCAGGCUAGGAGGAAAGGCAAUGACACGCGAGUAUGUGGAGAACAUCCCCAUCCAGAGGGUUGGUACGAGGGAAGAUAUCGCAAAUACGGUUCUCUAUGUGGUGAGCGAUGCAGCUAAGUUACUGACUGGUACCACGAUUAUUGCUGAUGGCGGUUCUUGGCUCACCAGUGAGAACAAUCUACAGAGAAUUAAAAAGAUUAUGACAAACCAGUCAAAAUUGUAAUUAAAGGGACGGAAGUUUAGAAAACAUUUUUUAUUUGUCUGAAGUCAUGGAAUGUUUGUUCUGAAAUGGCUUACGAGUGUACUUUGGGAAACAAUCAUAUACAUGUAGGAUGGAUUACAGUAUAUAUUGAAUAUGCAAUUGUAAGGUGGGUUAUACACACAAAGAUUACUUUCUGUAUACAUAUUGACUAUAAGUACCAGUAUGUAUUGAGCUGAAUUUACUUUGCUAUUAUGAUGUUUUGGUUUUUACUGUUUUGCCUUAGCCAGACCAUUUGUGUUGAUGUGUAAAUAUGAAGUUACAAGUACAAAGUAAAAACUCAAAUAUUCAGCCUGCUGCAAUUUUACCCUGUUAUUGAUACAUUUUAUAUGUAUAUCUGAUUCGUAUUAUUAAAUGGCACAAGCUUU